Messenger RNA from Chironomus riparius, 2406 nucleotides. NCBI's taxonomy places the organism in Eukaryota, Metazoa, Arthropoda, Insecta, Diptera, Chironomidae. The record is from the annotation of a GenBank genome assembly.
AUAAAUUUCGACAUUUUCACAAGAAUUUAAAAUUUUAAAGCCAAUUGUAAGGAAGAGAUUGCAGAACUAUGUCCAAAAAUCAGUUUGUCAGUGAAUAUGGAGAACUUUCGAAUGAAAUUUUAUUAAAUAUUGCUGAAAUUUUAACAUUGAGGCUACCUGAAGGAAGUGAACGAAUCAUUGCAUCAAAAUGGGUCAAAAAAUUCAACGCUUGUGAGCCAAAUUCCUAUCAACAAUAUCUAUCUCUUUUCGUAAGCUGCUUGACUAAGCAACUUUUAGUUGAUCCAUUUAAUGCACCACCAAAAGACAUGACAAGUCAGUGGCAUACAUUUUCAAAAGUGUACAAUCAAGAGGACAUCAACAAUGCAGUUAUUCAUCGGCUUUAUAAAGAUUCAUUCACUCCACCAUAUCAGCUUGACUUAUCCAGUGACUUAAAAGAAUAUAUAGCAUUUCAGGAGAUUCCAUUUUUUGGUGCUCACUUCUAUUAUGCUUUCUCACCACGUGACAAAAUUGAUAAAUGGACGAACUUUAAUAAAAUGAAUGUACCUAAAAAUUUGAUUGAAAUUUUACGAAAGGAUGAAUUUGUGGAAUCUCCAAUCAAAGGAAGGCUCUUCCCCAGACCACAAUCGAGGCCAACGGAACCAACAAAAAUCACCUUCAAGCCAAAAUCACAAACCAUGUUGUCGAAGAAAAAACCGGAAUGGGAAGACUUAGUCGAACAAGAAAAAGCUGAGGCAGAGCCAGAAAGGAAGCAGCCAACGAUUGUAAUUCCAACAGAUGUUUCUGUCAAAAAUAUUCCACCGGCUUUGCAGAGACGAAUGGCUAAGGCAGAACAAGAAAGGCAAGAACGUCUUUCCAAAAAAUCACAAGAAAAGAAAGACCAUGGAAUGCCAAGAAAAUUAGGAGCUACAAAACGAUCAGUUUCCAUAAAGCCAUCAACAUCUCAAAAGAAACCACCAAGAUCUGUGAAAAACAUAGUUGUAGAAGACAUUGAUGCCAGCCUAAUGAGCAAAACACUCUCAGAUACUCUAAUGGAACCAAAAUCACCAGAAUUUAAAGGACCGCAUGCUGAUUUGCAACGUCGUCUGUUCCACUUACGUCAAUCAAACAUUCCCCCAUCCGAGCUCAUUAAAACGACACACGAUAUAAGUCAAAUGUCGGCAGAUAUCAACAGAGAAGCUGAACGUUUACAACGUGAUGGAACUGCAAAUCUUCAAAAUGUCGAGAGACUUCAUAAUACGGGAUUAAGUGUUGGAAAUAGAAUUUUGAAUAUGCUGAAAGAGCAUCAAGCAGAGCAAUUGCAAGAAGCUGCAGAGAAUGCAGCUGGUGCUUUAGAAAAUGUUCGACUUACAAUGGAGCAAUUGGAUGAUAUGUUAGAGCAAGGAGCACAAACGCAUGACGAGACAUUGAAAAGGUUAAAUGCAAUAAAGGAAAGAAUGCAGCAAUCAGCAUUUGAAGCACAAAAUGCUUCCAUUCGAAUGAAUGAGAUGAAAAUGGGUCAUGAACUGAUGGGAGUGAUGGACGGUAUGUUGGAUGUGAAUGAAAAUUCAGCAUAUCAACUUCAAAGCCUUCAGGCAGGAACGCAACAAGAAGGAAUUUUGAUUGAAGGACUUGAAAACAGUAGCCAACAAUUAGCCUAUGUUAUUCAGGAACAGAGAGAUAGAUUGUCUAGAGCACUCGAAAAUAAUGAACCUGCUUUACUUCCACUUAUUGAACAGACUGUAAAAACUGUUGAUGAAAUUCUUUCAAGUAGCUUCAAUGAAAAUAUUCAAUUGAUCCAAAAUGCAGACAAAACUCGAAAUGCUGUAAAGGCAAUAGAAAUUGACUCACAAAAGCAUGAACAGCUGGAUGACAUGAAUGAACGAACAUUACAAAUUUUACAUGAUGUUGAACAGGCAAUUUCGAAAGUUAUGGAUGUCGAUGCUGACUUAAUUGAUAUUGACAAUCAGGAUUUAGGAUUUUCAGAUAUUCUGGAUGAGAAUGAAGUAGAAAAACAGCGUCAAUUUAAAUUGAAGGAACGACAAGAACGUCUAGAAGAAAUUCAAGAAAGAAGCCAACUUGCGAACAAUUUUAACGGUAAUGAAACUCUUGUAGACAUUAGUUCCAUGCUAGUCAACGACAUUCAAACUUCAAUAUCUGAAAUUGAUCAAAUUUUAAUUCCUGGUUUACAAAAAUUGGAAGUAAAUGCUGAAUUUCCAAAAGAUCGUGAUGCUGUUCAUGAAGCAAUUGAAAUUAUUGAGCAACAUUCUGAAGUUUUGCAUAAUUCAUUGAUGGAAAUGGUAAAUUUAAGAGAAGCUGUAGCUGAUGAAAAGGAAGCACCGAUUGAAUAUGACUUGAUGACCUUUGAAGACGAUGAUUUGAUUGAAUUUGAUUGAGAAUAAAUUUUUAGUCUGGUUCAUUUUUAAGAGG